Molecule: messenger RNA, 13026 nt
Organism: Dipodomys spectabilis (banner-tailed kangaroo rat)
Lineage: Eukaryota; Metazoa; Chordata; Mammalia; Rodentia; Heteromyidae
Product: mucin-2-like
Exons: 50
Coding region: 1-13026 (4341 amino acids)
Cellular component (GO): extracellular matrix
Molecular function (GO): protein binding
Source: RefSeq, a predicted model, not a curated record
AUGGGGUGGCCGCUGGCUCGCCUGGUGGCCGUCUGCCUGGCCUUGACCCUGGCCAGGGGCUCAGAGCUCCAGAGAGGCCGGCCCCGGAACCACGGCCACAGCGUCUGCAGCACCUGGGGCGCCUUCCACUACAAGACCUUCGACGGUGACGUCUUCCGCUUCCCCGGCCUCUGCGACUACAACUUCGCCUCCGACUGCCGGGAUGCCUACAAGGAGUUUGCCGUGCACCUGCGGCGGGGCGCGGGCACCGACGGGACCCAGCCCCGGGUGGAGUCCAUCCUGCUCACCAUCAAGGACGACGCCAUCUACCUCACGCACCAGCUGGCCGUGGUGAACGGAGCCAUGGUCAGCACCCCACACUACAGCUCCGGGCUGCUCAUCGAGAAGAACGAUGCCUACACCAAGGUCUACUCCAGGGCUGGCCUCACCCUCAUGUGGAACCGCGAGGACGCUGUCAUGCUGGAGCUGGACAGCAGGUUCCAGAACCACACCUGUGGCCUCUGCGGGGACUACAAUGGCCUGCAGACCUACUCAGAGUUCCUCUCCGAAGGCAUACGCUUCAGCGCCCUGGAGUUCGGGAACAUGCAGAAGAUCAACAGGCCAGGGGUGCCCUGUGAGGACCCGGUGGAGGAGCCAGCGCCCGAGUCCUGCUCUGAGCACCGAGCAGAGUGCGAGAGGCUUCUGACGGCAGCGGCCUUCGAGGACUGCCAGGCCCGGGUGCCAGUGGAGCUGUACGUGCGCGCCUGCAUGCAGGACCGCUGCCAGUGCCCACCAGGGGGCGCCUGCGAGUGCAGCACCGUGGCCGAGUUCUCCCGCCAGUGCUCCCACGCGGGGGGCCAGCCGGGGAGCUGGAGGACAGACUCGCUCUGCCCCAAGAGCUGCCCUGGGAACAUGAUUUACCUGGAAAGCGGCUCCCCCUGCAUGGACACCUGCUCACACCUGGAGGUCAGCAGCCUGUGUGAGGAGCACCGCAUGGACGGCUGCUUCUGCCCUGAAGGCACCGUGUACGAUGACAUCACGGGCAGUGGCUGCGUCCCCGUGAGCCAGUGCCACUGCCGGCUGCACGGGCGUCUGUACACGCCGGGUCAGGAGGUCAGCAAUGAGUGUGAGCAGUGCCUCUGCCACGCCGGCCGCUGGGUGUGCAAAGACCUGCCCUGCCCGGGGACCUGCGCGCUGGAGGGCGGGGCUCACAUCUCCACCUUUGAUGGGAAAAAGUUCACCUUCCACGGGGACUGCUACUACGUCCUGACCAAGGGGGAACACAACGACUCGUAUGCCCUGCUGGGCGAGCUGGCCCCGUGCGGCUCCACUGACAAGCAGACCUGCCUGAAGACCGUGGUGCUACUGACCGACAAGAACAAGAAUGUGGUGGCCUUCAAGUCAGAUGGCAGUGUGCUGCUCAAUGAGAUGGAGGUGACCCUGCCCCACGUGGCUGCGAGCUUCGCCAUCUUCCAACCCUCCUCCUACCACAUUGUUGUGAACACGGCGUUUGGGCUGCGGCUGCAGGUCCAGCUGGUUCCGGUCAUGCAGCUCUUUGUGACUCUGGACCAGGCUUCCCAGGGGCAGGUGCAGGGCCUCUGCGGGAACUUCAACGGCCUGGAGAGUGAUGACUUCAUGACGUCUGGCGGGCUGGUAGAGGCGACGGGUGCCGGCUUUGCCAACACCUGGAAGGCCCAGACGAGCUGCCAUGACAAGCUGGACUGGCUGGAUGACCCCUGCUCGCUCAACAUCGAGAGUGCCAACUACGCUGAGCACUGGUGCUCACUUCUGAGGAGGACUGAGACCCCCUUCGGCAAAUGCCACCUGGCCGUCGACCCCACGGAAUACUACAAGAGGUGCAAAUAUGACACGUGUAACUGCCAGAACAAUGAAGACUGCCUGUGCGCGGCCCUGUCCUCCUACGCCCGGGCCUGCGCGGCCAAGGGUGUCAUGCUGUGGGGCUGGCGGGAGCGUGUCUGCAACAAGGACGUGGACUCCUGCCCCACCUCCCAGGUCUUCCUGUACAACCUGACCACCUGCCAGCAGACCUGCCGCUCGCUCUCUGACGGGGACACCCACUGCCUCAAGGGCUUUGCGCCGGUGGACGGCUGCGGCUGCCCGGACCGCACCUUCCUGGACGAGAAAGGCCGCUGCGUGCCCCUGGCCAAGUGCUCCUGCUACCACCACGGUCUCUACCUGGAGGCCGGAGAAGUGAUCCUGCGGCAGGAGGAACGCUGUGUUUGCCAGAAUGGAAGGCUGAAUUGCAGGCAGGUCAAGUUGCUUAGCCAGAGCUGCCGGCCCCCGAAGAUCCUCGUUGACUGCAACAACCUGACGGCUCCCGCCACGCAGAGCCCCCGUCCGAGGAGCUGCCAGGCACUGGUGGCUGGCUAUUACCACACGGAGUGUGUCAGCGGCUGCGUGUGCCCCGGCGGGCUGCUGGAUGAUGGGCGCGGGGGCUGCGUGCAGGAAGAGGCGUGCCCAUGCAUGCACAACAAGGACCUGUACCGCCCGGGGGACCAGAUCAAGAUGGACUGCAACAACACCUGCACCUGCCAGAGGGGACGCUGGGCGUGCACGCAGUACGCGUGCCACGGCACCUGCUCCAUCUAUGGGAGUGGCCACUACAUCACCUUUGACGGGAAGCACUAUGACUUCGACGGGCACUGCUCCUACGUGGCUGUGCAGGACUACUGUGGUCAGAACUCCACCGGCUCCUUCAGCAUCAUCACCGAGAACGUGCCCUGCGGCACCACCGGCGUCACCUGCUCCAAGGCCAUCAAGAUCUUCAUAGGCGGCACGGAGCUGAAGCUGGAGGACAGGCACCGGGUGGUGAAGCAGCUGGAGGAGGGCCGCCACGUGGCCUUCCUCACACGGGAAGUGGGCCAGUACCUGGUAGUGGAGGCCAGCACCGGCAUCAUCCUCAUCUGGGACAAGAAGACCACGCUCUUCAUCAGGCUGGCUCCAUCCUACAGGGGCGCGGUAUGCGGCCUGUGCGGGAACUUCGACGGCCGCACCAACAACGACUUCACCACGCGGGACCACAUGGUGGUGAGCAGCGAGCUGGACUUCGGGAACAGCUGGAAGGAGGCUUCCACCUGCCCGGAUGUAAGCAGCACCCCGGACCCCUGCAGCGCGAACCCACACCGCCGCUCCUGGGCCCAGAAGCAGUGCAGCAUCAUCAAGAGCGGAGUGUUCAGCGGGUGCCACAGCAAGGUGGACCCCACUGUCUUCUAUGAGGCGUGCGUGCACGACUCCUGCUCCUGCGACUCAGGCGGGGACUGCGAUUGCUUCUGCUCGGCCGUGGCCUCCUACGCCCAGGAGUGCACCAAGGCUGAGGCCUGCGUCUUCUGGAGGACGCCAGACCUGUGCCCCAUCUUCUGCGAUUACUACAACCCCCCGGACGAGUGUGAGUGGCACUAUGAGCCGUGUGGGAACCGCAGCUUCGAGACCUGCAGGACCAUCAACGGCAUCCACUCCAACAUCUCUGUGUCCUACUUGGAGGGCUGCUACCCCCGGUGCCCGCAGGACAGACCCAUCUACGAUGAGGAGCUGAAGAAAUGUGUCACCGGGGACCAGUGUGGCUGCUACAUCGAGGACACCCACUACCCACCCGGAGCCCCCAUUCCCAGCGGGGACAUCUGCAUGUCCUGCACGUGCACAGAUUCCUCACAAAUCACCUGCCAGAUAGACGAAGGAAAAAUUGUCAACCAGACCCAGGACGGCGUGUUCUGCUUCUUGGACAUCUGUGGCCCCAACGGAACAGUGGAGCACCACUUCAACAUCUGUAACUCCUCCACCAGACCACCCUCGUCCACGCCAACCACCGCGGUCACCACGUCCUUCACCACCCCCACGCCCCUCACCACCACCACCCCCACCUCAACCCCCCGGACAGGUGAGCGGGACUGCUGCCUCUGGUCUGACUGGGUCAACGAGGACCACCCCGAGAGCGGGAGCGAUGGCGGCGACCACGAGACAUUCACAAAGAUCUGCCCCACUCCUCCUGAAGACAUCGAGUGCAGGUCAGCCGCGGAGCCCCACCUCAGCUGGAAGGACGUGGGGCAGAAGGUGUACUGCAACGUCACACAUGGCUUUGCUUGUGAGAAUGAAGAGCAGUUAGAAACACCAUUUAAUCUCUGUUAUGAUUACGAGAUGCGAGUCAAGUGUUGCUGGCCAGAAGAAGUCUGUGUGACGAGCACCUCACCUACAACCGUGACCACUAGAACCACCACCACAACAACCACCACCACAUCCACCACCCCACCAACAUCCACCCCACCAACCCCCCCGACUUCACCAACACCCACCACCCCACCAACCUCCACAUCCACCACUUCACCAACACCAACGCCAACACCUACCACCCUACCAACCUCCACAUCCACCACUUCACCAACACCCACCACCCCACCAACCUCCACAUCCACCACUGCACCAACACCCACCACCCCACCAACCUCCACAUCCACCACUGCACCAACACCAACGCCAACACCCACCACCCCACCAACCUCCACAUCCACCACUUCACCAACACCAACACCAACACCCACCACCCCACCAACCUCCACAUCCACCACUUCACCAACACCAACACCAACACCCACCACCCCACCAACCUCCACAUCCACCACCUCACCAACACCCACAGCCACCACCGCUCAGACAACAUGUUGUGCUGUUCCCACCUCAACCAGCACCUGGACACCAACCACCACAUCCACCACUUCAACACCAACACCCACACCCACCACCUCACCAACCUCCACAUCCACCACCUCUCCCACCCCACCAACCACCACUCCACCAACCUCCACAUCCACCACUUCAACACCAACACCAACACCUACCACCCCACCAACCUCCACAUCCACUACUUCAACACCAACACCUACCACUCCACCAACCUCCACAUCCAACACUUCACCAACACCUACCACCCCACCAACAUCCAUAUCCACCACUUCAACACCAACACCAACACCUACCACCCCACCAACAUCCACAUCCACUACUUCAACACCAACACCUACCACUCCACCAACAUCCACAUCCACUACUUCAACACCAACACCUACCACCCCACCAACAUCCACAUCCACCACUUCUCCCACCCCACCAACCACCACCCCACCAACAUCCACAUCCACCCCUUCAACACCAACACCAACACCAACAACUACCACUCCACCAACCUCCACAUCCUCCACUUCAACACCAACACCUACCACUCCACCAACCUCCACAUCCACCACCUCAACACCAACACCUACCACUCCACCAACCUCUACAUCCACCACUUCCCCAACACCAACACCAACACCUACCACUCCACCAACCUCCACAUCCAUUACUUCAACACCAACACCUACCACCCCACCAACCUCUACAUCCACCACUUCAACACCAACACCAACACCUACCACCCCACCAACCUCUACAUCCACCACUUCCCCAACACCUACCAUUCCACCAACCUCGACAUCCACCACUUCCCCAACACCAACACCCACCACCCCUGAAACAACCACAUCUACCACUUCCCCAACACCAACACCUACCACCCCACCAACCUCCACAUCCACCACUUCCCCAACACCAACACCAACACCUACCACCCCACCAACCUCCACAUCUACUACUUCCCCAACACCAACACCAACACAUACCACCCCACCAACCUCCACAUCCAUCAGUUCACCAACACCUACCACCCCACCAACCUCCACAUCCACCACUUCUCCAAUGCCAACACCUACCACCCCACCAACCUCCACAUCCACCACUUCACCAACACCAACACCAACACCUACUACCCCACCAACCUCCACAUCUACUACUUCUCCAACACCAACAUCCACCAUCCCUGAAACGAUCACAUCCACCACUCCCCCAACACCAACACCAACACCUACCACCCCACCAACCUCCACAUCUACUACUUCUCCAACACCAACACCCACAGUACCUGAAACGACCACAUCCACCACUUCCCCAACACCAACACCAACACCAACACCUACCACCCCACCAACCUCCACAUCUACCACUUCACCACCACCAACGCCAACACCUACCACCCCACCAACCUCCACAUCCACCACUUCACCAAUACCAACACCAACACCUACCACCCCACCAACGUCUACCUCCACCACUUCACCAACACCAACACCAACACCUACCACCCCACCAACCUCUACAUCCACCACUUCACCAACACCAACACCAACACCCAUGACCCCACCAACCUCCACAUCCACUACUUCACCAACACCUACCACCCCACCAACCUCCACAUCCACCACUUCACCAACACCAACGCCAACACCUACUACCCCACCAACCUCCACAUCCACCACCUCAUCAACACCAACAACAACACCCACCACCCCACCAACCUCCACAUCCACCACUUCACCAACACCAACGCCAACACCCACCACCCCACCAACAUCCACAUCCACCACUUCACCAAUACCAACACCAACACCCACCACCCCACCAACCUCCACAUCCACCACUACACCAACACCAACACCAACACCCACCACCCCACCAACCUCCACAUCCACCACUGCACCAACACCAACACCAACACCCACCACCCCACCAACCUCCACAUCCACCACUUCACCAACACCCACAGCCACCACCCCACCAACCUCCACAUCCACCACUUCACCAACACCUACCACCCCACCAACCUCCACAUCCACCACUUCUCCAAUGCCAACACCUACCACCCCACCAACCUCCACAUCCACCACUACACCAACACCAACACCAACACCUACCACUCCACCAACCUCCACAUCUACCACUUCACCAACACCCACAGCCACCACCGCUCAGACAACAUGUUGUGCUGUUCCCACCUCAACCAGCACCUGGACACCAACCACCACAUCCACCACUUCAACACCAACACCCACACCCACCACCUCACCAACCUCCACAUCCACCACCUCUCCCACCCCACCAACCACCACUCCACCAACCUCCACAUCCACCACUUCAACACCAACACCAACACCUACCACCCCACCAACCUCCACAUCCACUACUUCAACACCAACACCUACCACCCCACCAACAUCCACAUCCAGCACUUCAACACCAACACCAACACCAACACCUACCACCCCACCAACAUCCACAUCCACUACUUCAACACCAACACCUACCACCCCACCAACCUCCACAUCCACCACCUCAACACCAACACCUACCACUCCACCAACCUCAACAUCCACCACCUCUCCCACCCCACCAACCACCACUCCACCAACCUCCACAUCCACCACUUCAACACCAACACCAACACCUACCACCCCACCAACCUCCACAUCCACCACUUCAACACCAACACCUACCACCCCACCAACAUCCACAUCCACCACUUCUCCCACCCCACCAACCACCACCCCACCAACAUCCACAUCCACCACUUCAACACCAACACCAACACCAACAACUACCACUCCAGCAACCUCCACAUCUUCCACUUCAACACCAACACCUACCACUCCACCAACCUCCACAUCCACCACUUCAACACCAACACCAACACCUACUACUCCACCAACCUCCACAUCCACCACCUCUCCCACCCCACCAACCACCACUCCACCAACCUCCACAUCCACCACUUCAACACCAACACCAACACCAACACCUACCACCCCACCAACCUCCACAUCCACUACUUCAACACCAACACCUACCACCCCACCAACAUCCACAUCCACCACUUCUCCCACCCCACCAACCACCACCCCACCAACAUCCACCACUUCAACACCAAUACCAACACCAACAACUACCACUCCACCAACCUCCACAUCUUCCACUUCAACACCAACACCUACCACUCCACCAACCUCCACUUCCACUACUUCCCCAACACCAACACCAACACCUACCACUCCACCAACCUCCACAUCCACCACUUCUCCCACCCCACCAACCACCACCCCACCAACAUCCACAUCCACCACUUCAACACCAACACCAACACCAACACCUACCACUCCACCAACCUCCACAUCCACCACUUCCCCAACCCCAACACCAACACCCACCACUACACCAACCUCCACAUCCACCACCUCACCAACACCAACACCAACACCCAGCACCCCUGAAACGACCACAUCCACCACUUCCCCAACACCAACACCAACACCUACCACCCCACCAACCUCCACAUCCACCACUUCACCAAUACCAACACCAACACCUACCACUCCACCAACCUCCACAUCCACAACUUCACCAAUACCAACACCAACACCUUCCACUCCACCAACCUCCACAUCCACCACUUCUCCCACCCCACCAACCACCACCCCACCAACAUCCACAUCCACCACUUCAACACCAACACCAACACCAACACCUACCACUCCACCAACCUCUACAUCCACCACUUCCCCAACACCAACACCAACACCUACCACCCCACCAACCUCCACAUCCACCACCUCACCAACACCAACACCAACACCCAGCACCCCUGAAACGACCACAUCCACCACUUCCCCAACACCAACACCAACACCUACCACCCCACCAACCUCCACAUCCACCACUUCACCAAUACCAACACCAACACCUACCACUCCACCAACCUCCACAUCCACAACUUCACCAAUACCAACACCAACACCUUCCACUCCACCAACCUCCACAUCCACCACUUCACCAACACCAACACCUACCACUCCACCAACCUCCACAUCCACAACUUCCCCAACACCAACACCAACACCCACCACCCCACCAACCUCCACAUCCACCACUUCAUCAACACCAACACCUACCACCCCACCAACCUCCACAUCGACCACUUCACUAACACCAACACCAACUCCUACCACUCCACCAACCUCCACAUCCACCACUUCAACACCAACACCAACACCAACUACCACUCCACCAACCUCCACAUCCACCACUUCAACACCAACACCUACCACUCCACCAACCUCCACAUCCACCACCUCAGCACCAACACCUACCACUCCACCAACCUCUACAUCCACCACUUCCCCAACACCAACACCAACACCUACCACCCCACCAACCUCCACAUCCACCACUUCAACACCAACACCUACCACUCCACCAACAUCCACAUCCACCACUUCAACACCAACACCAACACCAACAACUACCACUCCACCAACCUCCACAUCCACCACUUCAACACCAACACCUACCACCCCACCAACCUCCACAUUCACCACUUCAACACCAACACCUACCACCCCACCAACAUCCACAUCCACCAUUUCAACACCAACACCAACACCAACAACUACCACUCCACCAACCUCCACAUCCACCACUUCAACACCAACACCUACCACUCCACCAACCUCUACAUCCACCACUUCCCCAACACCAACACCAACACCUACCACCCCACCAACCUCCAUAUCCACCACUUCAACACCAACACCUACCACCCCACCAACCUCCACAUCCACCACUUCAACACCAACAUCUACCACUCCACCAACCUCUACAUCCACCACUUCCCCAACACCAACACCAACACAUACCACCCCACCAACCUCCACAUCCACCACUUCAACACCAACACCUACCACCCCACCAACCUCCACAUCCACCACUUCAACACCAACACCUACCACCCCACCAACCUCCACAUCCACCACUUCAACACCAACACCUACCACCCCACCAAUAUCCACAUCCACCAUUUCAACACCAACACCAACAACUACCACCCCACCAACCUCCACAUCCACCACUUCAACACCAACACCUACCACUCCACCAACCUCUAUAUCCACCACUUCCCCAACACCAACACCAACACCUACCACCCCACCAACAUCCACAUCCACCACUUCAACACCAACACCAACACCAACACCUACCACCCCACCAACCUCCACAUCCACCACUUCAACACCAACACCUACCACCCCAUCAACCUCCACAUCCACCACUUCAACACCAACACCUACCACCCCACCAACCUCCACAUCCAUCACUUCACCAACACCAACACCAACACCUACCACCCCACCAACCUCCACAUCCACCACUACACAAACACCCACCACCCCAUCAACCUCCACAUCCUCAACUUCUGCAACACCAACACCCACCGUCCCUGAAACAACCACCGUCACCACUUCUCCAACACCAAGAACUACGACUCCGCCAACCUCCACACCUUCCACCCCAAAGACUGCAACUCUGACCUCUCCCACCAGUACGGCCACCACCACAGGUAAGCUACCCCACCCACCCACCCGCACACCCUCCUCCAAGACCACCCCCACCGGCGGGACCCCGACUGAGUCGUCCGCAUCCACCCCCAGACCACCCUCGACAGCCUCUCCCCCUCCGAGCACCCCGCGGACCACCAGCACCUCGGUCUUCUCUACAGGCACGGUCAGCCCGCUCACCUCUCCCAGCACCAGCUGGGUCAGCCGCUCCACGCAGAUCACCUGCUGCGUCCUGGAUGACAUGUUCUAUGGCCCAGGAGAGGUGAUCUAUAACAAAACCUCCGGCGGCAACUGCUAUCAUGUGAACUGCACCACCGACUGCAUAGUCUACACGACUGUCUGGCCCUGCCCGUCCACCCCCGUGCCCCCCUCCACCCCCCCCACCAGCACCCCCACCCCCACCUCCUCCACCACCACCAGCCCCACCCCUACCCCCUCCACCACCACCAGCCCCAGCACGCCGCCGCCCCCAGACUGCCCAGACUUCGAUCCUCCGAGACAGGUGAACGAGACCUGGUGGUUGUGCGAAUGCUACAUGGCCACGUGCAAGUACAACAACACGGUGGAGAUCGAGAAGGUGGAGUGUGAUCCCCCGCCCAAGCCCACAUGCUCCAACGGUCUGCCGCCGGUGCGCGUGGAGGACCCUGACCGCUGCUGCUGGCACUGGGAGUGCGACUGUUACUGCACCGGCUGGGGUGACCCGCACUACAUGACCUUCGACGGCUUGUACUACAGCUACCAGGGCAACUGUACCUACGUGCUGGUGGAGGAGAUCUCCCCCACCGUGGACAACUUCGGGGUGUACAUCGACAACUACCACUGUGACGUCAACGACAAGGUGUCCUGUCCCCGCACGCUCAUUGUGAGGCACGAGACCCAGGAGGUGCUCAUCAAGACCACGCAGAUGACGCCCAUAAAGAUGCAGGUGCAGGUCAACAAGCAGGCCGUGGCGUUGCCCUUCAAGAAGUACGGGGUGCAGGUGUAUGAGUCCGGCAUCAACUUCAUGGUGAACAUCUCCAGGCUGGGCGCGCUCAUCUCCUACAAUGGCCUGUCCUUCUCCAUCAGGCUGCCCUACCAGCUGUUUGGCAACAACACCAAGGGCCAGUGCGGCACCUGCACCAACAACACCGCAGACGACUGCAUGCUGCCCAGUGGGGAGGUCAUCUCCGACUGCGAGCUGGCCGCCGACCAGUGGUUGGUGAACGACCCCUCCAAGCCACACUGUCCCCACGCGGGCUCAACCACCGCGCGCCCCUCCACCACCACUUCGGGACUCAAAACGCCCCGGCCCAAGGACUGCCCCGGCUCUCCGCUCUGCCAGCUCAUCAAGGACAGCCUGUUUGCGCCCUGCCACGCUGUGGUGCCCCCCCAGCACUACUACGAGGCCUGCGUCUUUGACAGCUGCUUUGUGCCCCGUGGAGGCCUGGAGUGCGCCAGCGUGCAGAUCUAUGCGGCCCUCUGUGCACAGGAGGGCAUCUGCAUCCCCUGGCGGAACCACACCGGCGGGGCCUGCCCCAUGGCGUGCCCGGCUCACAGGGAGUACCAGGCCUGCGGCCCCAUGGAAGAACCCACCUGCCAGUCCAGGUAUGCGCAGGAGUCCCCAAGCCUGGUGGAAGGCUGCUUCUGUCCCAAAGGCACCAUCAACUACGCCCCUGGCUUUGACGUUUGCGUGAAGACGUGUGGCUGCAUGGGACCCGACAAUGUGCCCAGAGAGUUUGGGGAGCACUUCACAUUCGACUGCAAGGACUGCGUCUGCCUGGAGGGGGGGAGAGGCAUUGUCUGCCAGCCCCGCGUGUGCAGCCAGAGGGGCGCCUCCCAGUGCACAGAGGAUGGCACCUACCUGGUCACCGAGGUCAACCCGGCCGACACCUGCUGCAGCAUCUCCUCUUGCAGGUGCAACACCAGCCUCUGCCGGGAGGAGCCCCCCGCUUGCCUGCUGGGCUUCGAGGUGAAGAGGAGGGUCGUACCUGGACGGUGCUGUCCAGUCUACUCCUGUGUGCCCAAGGGAGUGUGUGUGCACCAGAAUGCGGAGUACCAGCCUGGCUCCCCAGUGUACUCCUCCAAGUGUGAGGACUGCGUGUGCACCCAUGCCGUGGACAACAGCACCCAGUUCAACGUCAUCACCUGCACCCAUGUGCCCUGCAACAGCUCCUGUAGCCCUGGCUUUGACCUCGUGGACGUCCCUGGUGAGUGCUGCAAGAAGUGCCAGCAGACACAGUGCGUGGUGGAGAGGCCCAAUGGCCAGUUCAUCAUCCUAGAGCCCGGGGAAACGCAGGCAAACCUGGACGACAAGUGUACCUUCUUCAGCUGCACGAAAAUCAACAACCAGCUCACCUCCUUCGUCUCCAAAAUCAUGUGCCCUGAGUUCGACAGCAGCAGCUGCGUGCCGGGCUCCAUCACAUUCAUGCCCAACGGCUGCUGUAAGACCUGCAUCCCCCGCAAUGAGACCGCAGUUCCCUGCUCUACCAUCCCCGUCACAAAGGAGAUCUCCCAAGAUGGCUGUGCCAAGAAUGUCAGCAUGAACUACUGCUCCGGGUCCUGUGGGACGUUUGCCAUGUACUCCGCCCACGUGCAGUCCCUGGACCACAAAUGCUCUUGCUGUAAGGAGUACAAGACCAGCCAGCGCCAGGUGAUCCUGGACUGCCCCGACGGCCGCUCGCUGGCGCACACCUACACGCACAUCGAGAGCUGCCUGUGCCAGGACACCCUCUGCGCGCUGCCCCAGCCUCGGCAGAGCCGGGCCCGACGCUCCAGCCCUCAGCUGCUGGGAAGGAAAUGA